GAGAGAUAUCGUAAGAGGUGAUGGCGACGCCGUUGGCGGGAGACGGAGUCCUCGCCCUCAUGCCCCAGGAGGCGGGGAACGCCAUGGAUCCCUCCUCCUCCUCCUCCUCCUCCUCUUCUUCGUCCUCGUCCUCGUCCUCUCCCUCGGCUUCGUCGGCGUCGGCGUCGGCGUCGGCGUUGGCUUCUCCGGGAAGCGGAAGCGGGGAGAACUCGGCGGAGCGGUCGCCGAUCCUCAUCUUCCUGUACUUCCAGAAGGCGAUCCGCUCGGAGCUCGACCGCCUCCACCGCGCCGCCGUCGAGUUCGCCACCGCCGGCGCCGGAGGCGACCUGCGGCCGCUCGCCGAUCGCUGCCGCUUCCUCUUCGACAUCUACAAGCACCACUGCAAUGCCGAGGACGCGGUUAUCUUUCCUGCUCUCGACAUACGCGUUAAGAAUGUUGCUAGGACGUAUUCGCUUGAGCAUAAAGGAGAAAGUGAUCUUUUUAAUCAGUUGUUUGAUCUAUUACAUCUUGAUGUGCAAAAUAAUGAUGGUUUUCGACGAGAACUUGCAUCAUGCACGCGAGCCAUUCAAACAUCUCUUAGCCAACACAUGUCGAAGGAAGAGGAGCAGGUCUUCCCCUUGCUGAUUGAGAAGUUCUCGUUUGAAGAGCAAGCUGAUUUGGUUUGGCAGUUCUUGUGUAAUAUUCCUGUGAACAUGAUGGUAGAAUUCCUUCCGUGGCUUUCAGCUUGUGUUUCACCUGAUGAACAUCAAGAUAUGCUCAAAUCUUUGUGCAAGAUAAUCCCAGAAGAAAAGCUUCUUCAGCAGGUUAUAUUCACUUGGAUGGAAGGUAAAGGAACAAUCAAUAAGGUGAAAGAUCAAACCGAGAACUCUUCUAGUGGUGGGACUGUUUUGUCCAUGGAUUACCCCGAUAAGCAUAUGUGUCCGCAUGCGUAUUCCAGGAUUGGAAAGAGGAAACUCAAAGAUUCAGAAAGCAGCUCUUCAGACAAUAUUAGGGUGCACCCAAUAGAUGAAAUAUUGCAUUGGCAUAAUGCAAUCAGAUUAGAACUGAAUGAGAUAGCAGAAGAGGCAAGAAAGAUACAAAGUUCUGGAGAUUUUUCUGAUUUAUCUGUCUUCAAUAUGAGACUUCAGUUUAUUGCUGAUGUAUGCAUUUUCCAUAGUAUUGCAGAGGAUCAAGUAAUAUUUCCAGCAGUCGAUGGGGAGGUUUCUUUUGUUCAGGAGCAUGCUGAAGAAGAAACUCAAUUUAACAAAUUUAGGUGUUUGAUAGAAAGAAUCCAGAGAGCAGGAGCUGAAUCAACUAGUGCAGAAUUUUAUGCAGAGUUGUGUUCCCAUGCUGAUCAAAUAAUGGAGACGAUUCAGAAGCACUUCCACAGUGAGGAAGCCGAGGUUCUUCCUCUAGCUAGGAUGCAUUUCUCUCCUGACAAGCAGCGGGAACUUCUGUACAAAAGUAUAUGUGUAAUGCCCUUAAAAUUGUUAGAGCGGGUAUUACCAUGGCUUGUAUCAAAGCUGAGCGAUGAAGAGGCAAGGUCUUUUCUUCAAAACAUGCAUCUUGCAGCUUCAUCAUCUGAAACUGCACUUGUCACUCUCUUAUCUGGUUGGGCAUGCAAAGGUCGUUCCCAGGACACUUCUGACAAUGGCAAGUUCAUAUGCUUGACAUCCACGGCUAAUGGCUGUUCGUUAGACGAUAUGAAUGAAGUGGAGGAAUGUCAGGCAUUCUGUGCAUGUGCAUGUCCUCUUAUCUCCAAGACUGAUGUUCCACUUGUAAGAUCUGGCACUGAUGUUAGGCCAGUAAAACGAGGAAACUUCUCCGAACCUAGUGUGUAUCCACUUGGUGUUGCCAAUUCAGAAACUGCUGAAUUUCAAAGACGCCAGUGCGGCAAGAAGCCAUGCUGUGUACCUGGUUUAGGAGUAGAUAGCAGCAAUCUAGGGAUUCGCUCAUUGGCUUCUGCUCCUUCACUGUAUUCCAGUCUAUUUUGCUGGGACUCGGACAAUGUGUCAUCAGAUCCAGUUAACUCUGUAAAGCCUAUUGAUGCUAUAUUCAAAUUUCAUAAAGCAAUUCGCAAGGAUCUGGAGUACAUGGAUGUAGAAUCUGGAAAGCUUAUAGAUUGUGAUGAAAAUUCCCUUCGGCAGUUCAUCGGUAGAUUUCGUUUAUUGUGGGGCUUGUAUAGAGCUCAUAGUAAUGCUGAAGAUGAUAUUGUUUUCCCAGCUUUAGAAUCAAGAGAAACUCUUCACAAUGUGAGUCAUUCGUAUACUCUAGACCAUAAGCAGGAGGAAAAACUAUUUAAAGAUAUUUCUGAGGUUCUUUCAGAGCUUUCGCAAAUACAUGAUGGUCUAAGUCAAGUUCACGAUGCUAAGAGUGAUGCAGACAGAGUAAGCUCGGAUUGUCUGGCUAUUUGUGUUGAUUGGGCUAGAAAGCAAAAUGAACUGGCCACAAAGCUUCAUGGGAUGUGCAAAUCUUUGAGAGUUACUCUGGAUAAUCAUGUUCUCAGGGAAGAACUUGAGCUGUGGCCAUUGUUUGAUAAGCAUUUUUCUGUGGAGGAGCAGGAUAAGAUUAUAGGUCGUAUAAUUGGAACGACAGGAGCAGAGGUUCUCCAGUCGAUGUUGCCCUGGGUAACUUCAGCUCUUACUCAAGAAGAGCAGAAUAAGAUGAUCGACACAUGGAGGCAAGCAACCAAAAAUACAAUGUUCAAUGAGUGGCUAAAUGAGUGGUGGAGCGGUAGUCCUAAAUCACCACAGGCAACUACUAAGAGCCCUGCCUUUUCCAAAGAACCUGAGUGCCGAGAAAGUCUUGAUCAGACCGACCAGAUGUUCAAACCUGGUUGGAAAGAUAUAUUUAGGAUGAAUCAAAAUGAGCUUGAGUCAGAGAUUCGAAAGGUCUCACGAGAUCCCACACUUGAUCCUAGAAGGAAGGCAUAUCUGAUUCAAAAUCUAAUGACAAGCCGAUGGAUAGCUGCUCAACAAAAAUUACCUCAUACAAGGACAGGAGAGAGCAAUGGCGGUGAAGGUAUACCAGGCUGCUCUCCAUCUUUUCGAGAUCCAGAGAAGCAAAUAUUUGGCUGUGAUCAUUACAAACGAAACUGCAAACUUCUUGCUGCAUGUUGUUGCAAGCUGUUCACAUGCCGGUUCUGUCAUGAUAAAGUUAGCGACCAUACUAUGGACAGGAAAGCAACUGCAGAGAUGAUGUGUAUGCGUUGUUUGAAGGUCCAGCCUGUUGGCCCAACAUGCCAAACACCCUCCUGCGACGGAUUAUCAAUGGCAAAGUACUAUUGCAGUAUCUGCAAAUUUUUCGAUGAUGAAAGGAGUGUAUACCACUGUCCAUCUUGUAAUUUGUGUCGCCUUGGGAAAGGACUCGGUAUUGACUUCUUCCAUUGCAUGACUUGCAAUUGUUGCUUGGGAAUGAAGUUAGUGGAGCACAAAUGCCGGGAGAAGAGUUUGGAGACAAACUGUCCCAUUUGUUGUGAUUUUUUGUUUACAUCAAGUGCGGCAGUACGAGCUCUACCCUGUGGCCAUUUCAUGCACUCUGCAUGUUUUCAGGCGUACACUUGUAGUCACUAUACUUGUCCAAUUUGUAGCAAAUCCUUGGGAGAUAUGGCGAGAAAUCUCUUUUGGAAAACUAGUUUUGGUUUCUUAUCGGCCUAUGGAAACCUUUGCCCUGGAACAAAGUUGGAACUGCAAACAUCAAGACUAUUAUUGCCAUAGGAGGCUGAGUGGUGACAUCUCUGCAAGCUGCCUCAAAAUGGCUUUUCUGACUUUGAUUCUUGGUAAAUGAUCCAAAAUGAGUAGGUAUGGAAGCUAUGAUUGUAAACCAUGACCGUGCUAGCUUGUCUUCUUUGGAACUGGGGACAUAGCCUGCCCUAGAUGUGAUAAUGACUAGGAAGUUCCCAAAGGCAUGUCGCAAGCUUGUUUGUGAGGUGGCAUUACUAUUUACAAGAAUUAUUGUAAUAGGAUUAUUAGGUUGGGAACAUUUGAAAGGCAUAUUGCUAUUUUUGUUUCCUAGUUUAGCCAAGGCCUAUUUCCAGACGCGUAAAGGUUUUCUGUAGUCUAAUGAUUUAAUGUUGUUUUAAGAUUUCACAGGAACAUAGUCAACUGAAUAUUCUAGUCUUUUCUAUGGAUGAACUCAUGAACCUGCCCUUAGUUUUCCUGUACCCUAGUCGAGCUAUGGUGCUUAGUACCAAAAUAUAUUGACUUGGACUCUGCUUGAAACUUACUGUAGGCUUGGAGCAAGUUUCUCAGUUGCUUCAGUGGUGUGCUGCAAAUGACAAGACUUUCCUUUUAUUUCUCCAAACAUCCUUCUGGAUGCCCUGCUUCUGUGUCCGCUAUCAUUUGUCAUGGUCCCCAAGUGUCUUUUUCCAUGAGAAGAUGUAUACAAAAUCUAACUUUCUUUUGGACAAAAUUAGUUAUAUUCCUUCAAGAUGCUCUUUGCAAAGUCAUUAAGUUAUCUGAAACAACCGUUGUUCUCCAAUAGCUUUAGCUACUAGAGAGAUGUUGACUUGAAUUAAAUAGGAGGAAAUUAAUAACGUUAGAACCCUAUUAGGACUCGAACUCAUGAUCUUUUGCUUUGAUACUAUGUUAAAUUAUAGGAAACAACCAUUGUUCUUUAAUAGCUUAAGCAACUAGAGAAGGGUGUCUUUAUAUUUUAUAUUCUAUAUUCAUGUUACUUCGCAAUGCUUAACGUAUAGCUUGACAGGGAAUUAAAAUUCACUAUUGAGCCGUUCCUUAACGUAUAGCUCCACCAUGUUGUGUUCAUCUGGAUUGGUUUCUGGAUAUGGUUGUUGUGAGACCAAUAGUAAUAAUAUCUUCAAUUCAUACCCCUCUAGGGGCUUCAGAUAACAAGAUGUUCUUGAGAUCCCACUAUUGCAGAUGCUAGCCACUUCCAGAAUGAUUUUGAACUCCUAAAACACAUUAGAAAUCACUUAAUUCCCUGUGAAACAUAUUUGAAUAUUUUUCACCUCUUCUUAAAUGGUCCAAAACUCACUCGUUAGUCUACAUAAAUAAGAUCACAAUUUUGUUUUCUGGGUGUAUAGAUAUGUGCUUCUAUCUUGUAAUUUAGAUGGCUAAUAGCUUGUUAUGGGUUCGAUAGAUAUGACAACGCUUAUCAUGUGUGCUAACAUCGUCUGAUGUUAUACAAGAGAAUCCAUUUAGUUGCCAGAUGCUUUUCCUUUAUCUGGUGCCUAUUGAGACAAAAAGGUGUAUUUGGACA
Molecule: messenger RNA, 5196 nt
Organism: Ananas comosus (pineapple)
Lineage: Eukaryota; Viridiplantae; Streptophyta; Magnoliopsida; Poales; Bromeliaceae
Product: zinc finger protein BRUTUS
Exons: 13
Coding region: 21-3695 (1224 amino acids)
Biological process (GO): ubiquitin-dependent protein catabolic process; protein ubiquitination
Cellular component (GO): nucleus
Molecular function (GO): ubiquitin protein ligase activity; zinc ion binding
Source: RefSeq, a predicted model, not a curated record